Magnolia sinica is the source of this 2088-nucleotide messenger RNA. Its product is annotated as serine/arginine-rich splicing factor RS41-like. Gene Ontology annotation, cellular component: nuclear speck. Gene Ontology annotation, molecular function: RNA binding. The transcript has 5 exons. Lineage: Eukaryota; Viridiplantae; Streptophyta; Magnoliopsida; Magnoliales; Magnoliaceae. Gene Ontology annotation, biological process: mRNA splicing, via spliceosome. The coding region runs from base 1233 to 1865 and encodes 210 amino acids. The record is from RefSeq and is a predicted model, not a curated record.
GAACAGUUUAACUCACACUGCGUUGUCAGCAACAAUGAGGCCCAUUUUCUGCGGCAACUUUGAGCAUGAUGCCCGUCAAUCCGACCUUGAGCGUCUUUUCGGCAGAUAUGGGAAAGUCGACAGGAUAGAUAUGAAAUCAGGUAAGUGUCUUUUCCAUACAGGUUCUUUCUUGUGGUUGUGAUCUCACUGUUGCAGAAGAGUGCUGUUCUUCCUUACCCUGCUCACUACUGUUUCUAUUAUCCGUUGGAUUAUUUUGUUCCUGCCACCAGUUCUUUUUUCACUUUCCUUUGGUUGUUAUAGACUUGAAAUUACAUGCCUCGAAGGCCAUAUCAUUGGAAAAUAUCCGCUAACUGUAGCUGAUGAUCUCUUCCUACUGCGUUUCAUCAAGUUUUCGAGCUGUGAUAACCCAUUGCAUGAGUUCAUGUUGACACAAUAUUGAAAACUGGACAUGGGAUAUUGCGUGGAAAUAGAAACCAUUUUCUACUAUCUGAUAGCAUGCCACAAAUUUUAAAUGGACUAUUAUGCCCAUUUUGGGGCAUGCUUGUAAGUAGUGACUGAAACUACAAUGCUUCUGAUUAUCUAGAUCUUAAUGGUCUUGAAUAGAUAAACAAUUGAGGUAUACACAAUCAUUCCAACCUUCACGUGUGGACACAUCCUACCAAGAAAAGCUGCAUAUCAAGCUGGGGGGACCCUCCUCCCAUAAAGGUGAUAGUUAUGGGACUGCAUCGAUUCUUCAUAUCAACUGCCACAACAUUUUCUGGACUACAUAAAACGGUGAAGGCAGUCCUUUUUGGGUCCUUCGAGGGGUCAGGAUAAGUUUACGAAAGCAGUCUGUUUUUGAAGUUUAGCCCCCAUAAUCAACAAUUUCUUUGGCGCAGGAAUAUCUUGGAGCAUCCAUGCUCCUCCUGGCUGAUGGCUCUUGUGCAUUACCUUUCCUGCCCGUGCACGUGCUUCUUCAUCUUAUGUUUUUCAGAAGAGCUGAUCUAAUCCACAAUGGCAUCAGCUUACAUUCUCCCCGACAGACCAUUGCCUUUCAUUCCUCAUGACCUCUGCCCCAUCUUCAAUCCGAGACAUGUUCCGAGGUAGAACCCAUGCUGAUCUUGCAGCCAGGCAGGAGAAUACAUGGAGAAGGCACUUUCUGUUCGAUGAACUGCCAUGAGGCACCACCUACCUUUGGAUUAUUGUUCCUUGACAUCAUUUAGUUCAACGCACAAGGAUUUGCUUUUGUCUACAUGGAUGAUGAGAGAGAUGCUGAGGAUGCAAUUCGAGCACUUGACAGGAAAGAAUUUGGCAGACAUGGCCGCCGGCUUCGCAUUGAGUGGAGUAAGCAACAAGAUCGUGGUAUUAGAAGACCUGGUGGUUCAAGAAGAUCUUCUGCUGAUUUGAAACCUUCAAAGACGUUGUUUGUUAUUAAUUUCGACCCGAUCAAUACAAGGACGAGGGACUUGGAGAGGCACUUCGAACCAUAUGGGAAAGUAUUGAGUGUGAGGAUCAGAAGGAAUUUCGCAUUCAUUCAGUACGACUCGCAGGAGGAUGCAACUAAAGCAUUGGAUGCAACCAACGAGAGUAGGUUGAUGGAUCGGGUUAUUUCGGUAGAGUAUGCAGUACGUGAUGAUGAUGAGAGAAGAAAUGGUUACAGCCCUGAUAGGAGGGGCCGGGACAGGUCCUCUGAGAGAGGUGGUCGUGACCGUGGGAGAUCCCCAAGUCCCUAUGGAAGAGCUGCAGAAAGGGCUAGCCCUGAUUAUGGCCGUGCCCCCAGUCCGUACACCAGGCCUGAACCAAAGGGCAGUCCUGGUUAUGGCAGAGCAGAGAGCCCUGCUUACGACGACUACCACAGUCCUCCCCCAAGGCAGGACAGAUCUUGAAGAAGUGGAAAGUCUGCCGAGGUUUUGUAAGAUCUUUUACUUGGUAAUGUUCCCUUACCCCAUUGUGGAGCCCAGGUAAUUUUCUGAGGUGCGCUUGAUGUACGACAAUUGCGUGGAUUUUGCCUCCGAAUGGACACAUUCCUUAGGGUUUUGUACACUGCCAGUUUGCAAGGCUGCUUCGAUUCUGUCAUUCUCUACUUAAUGGAUUAAUCAUUGGUCUCUA